AUGUGCAACCGUCUGAUAUAUUUAUUUCUUUUCGGCAACCUUUUGGGGGUUAAUACGGGUAUUCUAUUUCCAACUGAUAAUUUUAACUUUACAAAUAUAUUCAAAACAAGCCAGUUGUGUCAAAAUCAGUUUAAAGUAACUGAUGCGAAAACUCUUUUCCAAAUGUUUGAUGCAUCCGCAAAAUCUGUUGACGGUUUGUUGUAUCUGAAUAUGUUUCAUCUUGGGAAUUUCGAUGAGUGUUACGACAUUGCUAAGGCAACUACUGCCGGUCUGGUUUACGGAAAAUACUGUCUUGGUACUAUGACCUUGCAAUCAAAACCAUCACUAAACACUGAAAACGAGAAAAGCUCAAAUCUGAAGAAAUUACAUAUAGGUGUUUGUGUUCCCAAUGGUUGUACAACUCAAGAUAUAGAGUUACUUACUGGUAAAUUACUGAUUCAUUUCUCAGAUGACUUCUGUUAUUCCCAAGACACAACGCCGAAAUUAGAUUCAGGAGCUAUAAUAACUUUAAUCACUUUAGGUGUUUUCGUUGGAAUUGUUAUUGUGUCGUCAGUUUGUGAGUUGAUACAAAUCAGGAAAGGAAAAUUUACUCAAGGAUAUAUUUUUGCAUUUUCUGCAGUAUCUAAUGGAUCAAAGCUUCUAAGUUCAACGUCAAAUCCAGAUCAACUUGUUUGUUUAAACGGCAUUAAAGCAAUCAGUAUGAUGUGGGUCAUUUUAGGGCAUGUUUAUCUUAGUUCUGCCCAGGGACCGAUGGGAGAUGUUGUGGAUAUAAGAAAAUGGCAAGAAAAUAUUUAUAAUAUGAUUAUUGUGGAUGGUACUGUGUCUGUAGACAGCUUUCUUACGAUAACCGGACUUAUAACUGUUUAUACUUUUCUAAAAAUUGCUAGCAAUCAAAUCAAAUUUAAUUUUCUUCUUUACUACCUUCACAGAUACAUUCGCUUAACGCCGUCGUUAGCUAUAAUGGUGCUAAUCCAUACCACUUUACUUCCAUAUUUAGGCAACGGCCCCUUAUGGAACACAAUAAAUGACGGUUUUAUCAGAAGCUGCAAAACUUAUUGGUGGUCGGCUUUACUUUAUGUCCAAAACUAUUUUCACGAUGAAGAUACAUGUGUACCGCAAUCAUGGUAUUUAUCUGUAGAUUUCCAACUCUAUCUACUAUCACCAAUAAUUUUAUUAUCAUUACACCGAUGGCCAAAAUUUUGUCUAACGAUUUUAACAUUCUUAGUAGCCUUGAGUUGUGCUAUUCCUUUCGGCAUAGGCUACGUGUAUGGAAUACCAGCGUUUAUAACAGAUGUCGAAAUUAAACCACACGAAAUGAUGUGGCUAUACUACAAGCAAACUUAUGCAAGAUUUGGACCUUACGUAGUCGGAAUGAUCGCGGGAUAUUUUAUUUAUAGAAGAAAGAAUAGUCGAAUUGUACUGGUUUUGCAUCCCGCUUGGAUGAUUAGUAUAUGGUUGAUUUGUUUAGCAGGUUUACUGGGAUGUCUUUAUGCUCCUUAUUACGCAAGCCUAAAUUAUAGCCGCUUAUCUCAUUCUUUACUACUUGCUUUUCUUAGAAAUGGAUGGGCUCUUUGUCUCUGUGGUGUAAUAUACAUGUGCGUUGCUGGAUAUGGAGGUAUAAUUAACCAAUUUUUGUCGUUGCCAAUUUUCCAAAUCCUGACGAAACUAUCCUACGCUAUGUACUUGGUGCAUUAUUUGGUUAUCAGCUUACGAUACGCCUCCAUGAAAAAAAAUUUCCUGCUCUCCAAUAAAUUCAUGCUGUGGAGUUUUUGGGGUGCCUUCGUGGUAACACUUGUCCUAUCUUUAUUACUAACUUUAACAUUCGAAUCGCCCAUGAUCGCCUUGGAAAAAUCCCUCCUCGGCUCCCGAUUUUCUCCAUUUUCCAGCAAAAAACCUCAAGUGUAAGAGAAAUAUUCGAGAAUAAAUAUUCCUCACGAUCGUG
This is a messenger RNA of Zophobas morio, 1942 nucleotides long. RefSeq names its product nose resistant to fluoxetine protein 6-like. The coding region runs from base 1 to 1905 and encodes 634 amino acids. The transcript has 12 exons. The record is from RefSeq and is a predicted model, not a curated record. NCBI's taxonomy places the organism in Eukaryota, Metazoa, Arthropoda, Insecta, Coleoptera, Tenebrionidae. Gene Ontology annotation, molecular function: acyltransferase activity, transferring groups other than amino-acyl groups.